This is a messenger RNA of Aspergillus tanneri, 465 nucleotides long. RefSeq lists its product as uncharacterized. The transcript has 2 exons. The record is from RefSeq and is a predicted model, not a curated record. NCBI's taxonomy places the organism in Eukaryota, Fungi, Ascomycota, Eurotiomycetes, Eurotiales, Aspergillaceae. The coding region runs from base 1 to 465 and encodes 154 amino acids.
AUGAAUUUCGCUACCUCCAGGGAUGUGACUGUUACUCGCACCGACUUUGUCAGCAACAAGAUUACCUUUCAGAAGACCCCGCUGAAAACGGAUCUUCAUCUUUUUGCAGUUGGUCUUGUCUAUGCGACUCCGACUGCGACCAACGCGGACUCCACGGCGACAGCAACAGAAACUACAUCGUCUACCUCUACAUCUACUUCGGAACCGAGCCGAACAGAUGAAUCCAGUAUAAGCGGAGGCGCGGCCGCUGGGAUAGGAAUCGGAUCCGCGGCAGGGGUCGUUUUCAUAGCCAUAUUGGCGUGGUUCAUAUACCGUCGACGACAGGCUUCCCGGAUUAUGGCUUCCCGGGGGAACGAGUACAGAGGUGCUCAGUAUGAUAUGAAAAGCCUACCAGGGUCCGCACAUCCCCGGGAAUUGGAUGCGCAACGGCCAACACAGCAGUUUCUGGGAGAACUGGCGGGUUGA